AUGGCUUACAACCUUGAAUCCCUUGUCCAAAUCCUAGACCACAUUCUGCACUCCCAUCCUCACCAUCCUUGGACUCUUGAUCCUAACAAGAGACCACAAAUCGAAACCCUCUUACACAAGUCACUUUUCUUGAAAGAUUUUUCCGCUACUUCUUUUUCAGCAGUAGCUGGUAGUUAUGGAAAACAAAGUUUGGAGAGUCGAAUCAGAGAUGCAUCACAUGAUGCAGAAGACAUUCUUGAGUCCCACCUCGUGGAGCAAAUUCUUUCAUGUCAAGGAGACGAGAGCUUCGUUUUCUCUCCUCCGGAUUUGGAUCGAGUAAUUAGAGAACUUGAUUCUGCAAAGGAAGAGAUGAUGAUGAUGAUGACCAUGAGCAGCAGUCCGCCAGCGGAUAGUUCCUCACCAGCUCUCUCAUCAAGCCAAGAUCCCAAUCCAAAGGACAUCAUUGUGGGAGUUGGUGAAGACUUGAUUCAGUUGAUGGAUCGGCUCGUUGGGCAACCAUCUAAAGCACUCCAGGUCAUCCCAAUUGUGGGCAUGGGAGGUAUUGGUAAGACUACUUUAGCCCGACAUCUUUAUGAUGAUCCAUCUGUUAUUUCCCACUUUGACACUCAUGCAUGGGCUACAAUAUCACAAGACUAUAACCGGGGAAAAGUGCAAGAUGUUCUUACAAGCCUUCUUGGUUGUGUGAUUGGAAAACCCAAUGCUGAAAUGCUUGAGAGAGCAGGUGCUGACUUAGGUUUGCAUCUGUAUCAAGCCUUGAUAGGUCGGAGAUAUCUGAUCGUUUUAGAUGAUAUGUGGGAUAUCAAGCCUUGGGAUGAUAUAAGAAGGUUCUUUCCAAAUAAAGAAAAUGGAAGUCGGAUCAUUGUCACUACUAGGGAAUCAAGUGUAGCUGAUUACACUGCCUCAGGGAGCUCGCAUCACCAAGUGAAUCUCUUGAAAGAUGAUGAAAGUUGGAAUCUUCUUCGCCAAAAGGUGUUUGCACCACAAGAAACAUGCUCCCCGGAAUUGGAAAAGAUCGGGAGAAGAAUUGCCAAAGGUUGCAGAGGGCUCCCUCUUGCAAUCCAUGUGAUUUGUGGAAUUUUGUCUCAAGCAAAGAGAAGCCAGGAUUUAUGGGAGCAAGUUUCAGAUAAUGUUAGCUCAACCAUAGCUGACAAGGGUGAACAAUUCACCAAUAUAUUAUCUUUGAGUUACAAUCAUUUGCCUGACCAUCUCAAGUCGUGUUUCCUUUACAUGGGCGCUUUUCCAGAGGAUUAUGCGAUUCGUUCCUCCACACUCAUCAAUUUAUUGGUAGCAGAGGGACUCGUGCGACCAAUUUCAGAUAAAAGCUUGGAAGAGGCUGCGGAGAUGUAUCUAAAGGCUCUGGUGGAUAGAAAUCUCAUCUUUGUCUACAGAAAAGGGACUAAUGGGAAUGUGAAAAGCUACAGCAUACAUGAUCUCUUGAGGGAUCUAUGUGUGAGGAAAGUUCACGAAGAGAAGUUUCUUUUCGUUGAUGGAUGGGCACCCGAUGAUCUCGCAAGAAACACAGCAUGUUUGCGUCGUGUGUCCUCUCGUGGACGUUUCAGCACUAAAUAUAUAUCAAGGGAACAAAUUAGGCUUGCCCGUUCUUUUCUCUUGUUUGGUUACAUGGGACAGAGCCUAGCAUCUGCUGGGGUUUAUGAAUUGAGAUUGUUGAGGGUAUUGGAUAUAUUGCGGAUAAUGUUCAAGGAGUUCCCUGAGGAAGUACUACAACUAAUCAACUUAAGGUACCUUGCUCUAACCAUAGGCAGAUGUUUACCUUCUUCAAUAUCUAGACUCCGCAAUUUACAAACCAUACUUGUUGUACGUGGUGGAUCACUCCGUAUCGUGGGAGCAAUUAUGGUAAUGCCUGGAAUAUUAGAUAUGUCACAGCUAAGACACAUAAGGCUCAAGGGACAAAGGACUUAUAUCAAGUAUCAUGGUGAAGACAGGAACCUCUUUGUUGUCCUAGAUAAGCUUCAAACUCUGUCUCCUAUAGCAGUCUCUGAUUUCACUGAUAGGCACAUUGAAACACUCCCACACUUGGAGAAAUUAGGAAUCUUUUGGGAUGAAGAAGUUGAUCAUGUAAGAGAUGUAUCCCAUCUUCAUAAACUCCACACACUCAAAUGUAGAUCCUCUAAGUACAACAGAUACAACAUCUUGUCUAACAUCAUACUCCCGCCUUCCAUCAAGAAGUUGACUCUGAAAGGUUGUCGUAUUCGGGAUCAUGAACUGAAUGAAAUCGGUAAGUUGCCGAAUCUGGAAAUCCUCAAACUCCAAUAUUGUUACUUCGAAAGCGGAAACUGGGAGGGCGAAGAUGGUGAGUUUUGCCGGCUGCAGUUUUUGUUAAUGAAGGGGUUGAAACUGGUAAACUGGACAGCCGACGACACCCAUUUCCCAAGACUUGAGGAGUUGGUUAUCCAGUAUUGCUUUGAGCUCAAGGAAAUCCCUCUUGCUAUAGGAGAUAUUCCAACACUCAAAGUAAUGGAGGUGCUGCGAUGCGGGGAUUCAGCAAAGGCUUCUGCCAGAGAAAUAAUGGAAGCACAAGUUGACAAUGGGAAUGAUGAACUUCAAGUUCGUAUCUUGGAAUAA
Molecule: messenger RNA, 2583 nt
Organism: Sesamum indicum (sesame)
Lineage: Eukaryota; Viridiplantae; Streptophyta; Magnoliopsida; Lamiales; Pedaliaceae
Product: putative late blight resistance protein homolog R1C-3
Biological process (GO): defense response to other organism
Molecular function (GO): ADP binding
Source: RefSeq, a predicted model, not a curated record